Messenger RNA from Choloepus didactylus (southern two-toed sloth), 3326 nucleotides. RefSeq names its product solute carrier family 6 member 9 (gene SLC6A9). The record is from RefSeq and is a predicted model, not a curated record. The coding region runs from base 357 to 2258 and encodes 633 amino acids. The transcript is spliced from 15 exons. Gene Ontology annotation, cellular component: plasma membrane. Gene Ontology annotation, biological process: neurotransmitter transport; sodium ion transmembrane transport; synaptic transmission, glycinergic. NCBI's taxonomy places the organism in Eukaryota, Metazoa, Chordata, Mammalia, Pilosa, Megalonychidae. Gene Ontology annotation, molecular function: glycine:sodium symporter activity.
AAAACACAACAAGCUCUGGAGGAGCUGCGAGUGGCGCGGCAGGGCGGGCGGACUGGCGGUGGCACAGAGCCUCGGGAGGCUGAUGCAACUUUCCCUUUAAGAAAACCACCUGGGCACACCGCGGUGUGGACCCAGCACGCCUGGGCCGGGGGCUGCAGCAUGCUUUCUGGUGACUUCCUGGGCCUGUGGGUGAGAGGUAACCCUUGACAGGUGGCUGUGGGUGUGGCAGAAUGGCACAGAACGACUAGAGUGGAGUCUGCUCCCAGGAAGCUCUUGAGGUCUGUGGUCUGAAAGGUGCAAGAAGCAAAGCCUGUGAGUGUUGCCUGGGACCCCAGAGCCCUCAACCCACUGCCACCAUGGUAGGAAAAGGUGCCAAAGGGAUGCUGAAUGGUGCUGUGCCCAGCGAGGCCACCAAGAAGGACCAGAAUCUCAAACGGGGCAACUGGGGCAACCAGAUCGAGUUUGUACUGACGAGCGUGGGCUAUGCUGUGGGCCUGGGCAAUGUCUGGCGCUUUCCAUACCUCUGCUAUCGCAACGGGGGAGGCGCCUUCAUGUUCCCCUACUUCAUCAUGCUGGUUUUCUGUGGGAUCCCUCUCUUCUUCAUGGAGCUCUCCUUCGGCCAGUUUGCCAGCCAGGGCUGCCUGGGGGUCUGGAGGAUCAGCCCUAUGUUCAAAGGCGUGGGCUAUGGCAUGAUGGUGGUGUCCACCUACAUCGGCAUCUACUACAACGUGGUCAUCUGCAUCGCCUUCUACUACUUCUUCUCGUCCAUGACACACGUGCUGCCCUGGGCCUACUGCAAUAACCACUGGAACACUCUCGACUGUGCCGGCGUGCUGGAUGCCACCAACCUCACCAACGGCUCCCGGCCCGCCGCUCUGCCCAGCAACCUCUCCCACGUGCUCAACCACACCCUCCAGAGGACCAGCCCCAGUGAGGAGUACUGGAGGCUGUACGUGCUGAAGCUGUCAGACGACAUCGGGAACUUUGGGGAGGUGCGACUGCCUCUCCUCGGCUGCCUCGGCGUCUCUUGGGUGGUCGUCUUCCUCUGCCUGAUCCGCGGGGUCAAGUCUUCAGGGAAAGUGGUGUACUUCACGGCCACCUUCCCCUAUGUGGUGCUGACCAUCCUGUUUGUCCGUGGCGUGACCCUGGAAGGAGCCUUCACGGGCAUCAUGUACUACCUGACCCCACAGUGGGACAAGAUCCUGGAGGCCAAGGUGUGGGGAGACGCUGCCUCCCAGAUCUUCUACUCACUGGGCUGUGCCUGGGGGGGGCUCAUCACCAUGGCAUCCUACAACAAGUUCCACAACAACUGCUACCGGGACAGCGUCAUCAUCAGCAUCACCAACUGUGCCACCAGCGUCUACGCCGGCUUCGUCAUCUUCUCCAUCCUUGGCUUCAUGGCCAACCACCUGGGCGUGGACGUGUCCCGUGUGGCUGACCACGGCCCCGGCCUGGCCUUCGUGGCUUACCCCGAGGCCCUCACGCUGCUGCCCAUCUCCCCGCUCUGGUCCCUGCUCUUCUUCUUCAUGCUCAUCUUGCUGGGGCUGGGCACACAGUUCUGCCUCCUAGAGACACUGGUCACGGCCAUCGUGGAUGAGGUGGGGAAUGAGUGGAUCCUGCAGAAGAAGACCUACGUGACCUUGGGUGUGGCAGUGGCUGGCUUCCUGCUGGGCAUCCCCCUCACCAGCCAGGCAGGCAUUUACUGGCUGCUGCUGAUGGACAACUAUGCGGCUAGCUUCUCCCUGGUCAUCAUCUCCUGCAUCAUGUGCAUGUCCAUCAUGUACAUCUACGGACAUCGGAAUUAUUUCCAGGACAUCCAGAUGAUGCUGGGGUUCCCACCACCCCUCUUCUUCCAGAUCUGCUGGCGCUUUGUCUCUCCAGCUAUCAUCUUCUUCAUCCUCAUCUUCACAGUGAUCCAGUACCAACCCAUCACCUACAACCACUACCAGUAUCCAGGCUGGGCCGUGGCUAUCGGCUUCCUCAUGGCUCUGUCCUCUGUCCUUUGCAUCCCAUUCUACGCCCUGUUCCAGCUCUGCCGCACAGAUGGGGACACCCUCUUCCAGCGUUUGAAAAAUGCCACCAAGCCAAGCAGAGACUGGGGCCCCGCCCUCCUGGAGCACCGGACUGGGCGCUACACCCCCACCAUAGCCCCCUCCCCCGAAGACGGGUUCGAGGUCCAGCCCCUGCACCCAGACAAGGCCCAGAUCCCCAUGGUGGGCAGUAACGGCUCUGGCCGUCUCCAGGACUCCCGGAUAUGAGCACAGCUACGGUGGGGGGAGUGGCCCCACCCCCACCCCAUGCUCCCACCACAGAGACUGGGGGGAGGGGCAGUGGACAGGUGUCGCCCACGUGCCCCUGCCAUGGCCUGGCCAGGGCGGCUGCUGUCACUUUGGCCACCACUGCUAGUGUGGUCAUUCGUGCUUGUGUCCCCAGUGUUUACAGGUCCUUCGAAUGCCAAGAUGGUAGCAGGCGGAGGAGGGGCCCAAAGCACUUUGGAGGGGUCUAGAGCCAAGUCCCUGGAGGCCUUCUGCCAGGCGUUCCUUGGCCUCUGUUGUCCCUGUACUCUGUCCAGAGCUGAGGGACUGAGUGGGCCCUCCGUCUGACCCCUCCUUGGGCCUCCAGCCUCCAGACCAGUGUUUUUGCCCUCAGUGCAGACCUCAGCCUCAGCCCAGGCAUAUCUGCAUCUUCCUACCUGGGGGUGGAGUGAGGGGCGGGGGGCCUGCACAGUGUUACUUGUCAGGCUGUGCCACCUGGCCCUGUUUGUCUGUGUAAUUAUUUUUGUAAAAUCUGUAUUAUCUGUGGUUGCCAUUCCCUUCCCCCCAGCCUUGGGCCCAGUCUGUCUUCCAGGCCUACCUGCACCUCACCUGCCACCUCUAGGGUCUCUGCCCCUCAUUCCAGCCCUGGCUGUCAGGCCCAGCCAGCAAAGGCUCAUGACCUAGCAGCCUGCCCAAAGCACUUGUUUCUGGGGGGCCAGGGUGGGGGGCUGCCUAGCAGGAGGCUUGAGCCCAGAGCCCUGGAGAAGGAGACACUACGUGACACCCCUUGCUCUCCCUUCACCAGGCUAAAGGCUCAGUCUCCCCGCACUGUACUGCCCUUGUUCACAUGCCGAACAGCCCCAGCCACGUGUCCCCCAGUCCCUCUCUGGAGCCAGAGCUCCUUCCCCCAAUCCCUGCAGUGUCCGUCUGUCUGUUCUCUGUGCAGUGACAGACCCGGCCAAGCCACCUCUAAUCCUCUGUAGCAAUAACGGUGCGCCACCCAUUCCUGCCCAUUUGUGCACCACUAAGAUUUUAAAGUCCAUAGAUUUUAAUGAAAUUUCUAUUACUGUC